AUGGGUCGGAAAAAGAUACAAAUCCAGAAAAUAGCAGACGAGAAGUCUUGCUUGGUCACAUUUUCCAAGAGGAAGCAAGGUCUUUUCAAAAAGGCGUAUGAACUGAGCAUAUUGUGUGGAUGUGACAUCGUCCUAAUCGUGUUUACCAAAGCGGACGGUCUGUAUCAGUAUGCAUCGGAAUCCAUUGAACGCGUACUCGAGCGGCGCCGGACCCACAAAAGCGCAGAUAAAGUCCUGACCAACGAAACAAUGAGAAAACACCUUAAACAGCGCCAGAAGCGGAACGUUUCACCCUCUCACCAUUCGGACGAUACCACAGAUCCAUCAAACGGAUGCCUAAUUAUUGAUGAAGAUUAUCCCUUUGACUCUAACUGCGCCAAUAGCCAUUCAACCCCUGUCAAGCGACCAUGCGGUGUUGACUCAAUCAUGGAGAAAUCUCCAAAACGUGCCCGCAGCUCUGGAUCUUCAAGGUUGACUGAUUUUGAGGGCUAUGUACCCAAUACUGAUGAACCGGAUCCUAUCAGGCUGACAGAGGUUCCAUCAGAAGAUGUCUCCUUCCCGGACAACGCCAAGCAGACUGGUGCAACCUCGUCAGAACUGCCGUUGGCACCACCAUGUGCCCAAUACGCCGUUGUGGUCCCCAUUAAAUCUGAACCAGAUUCAAAAGGCGAAGGUGCAUACACCCUUACUUGUACGACAAACCAGAACAUUGUAUCAUCCGCAGUUUUUUGGCGCUGUUCUACCCCCGUUCCUUUGAACAGUGCUCCAGCAGAAAAUCCUCUGUCGCUCCUGCUGUUCGCGCAACCAAUGUUGAGCAGUUCAACUAAUUACCCCAAAAGCGAACAAGCAAACAAAACAUCCUCGACAGAAGCUGGAUCCCUUGAGGCGGAAACUCCAGCCGUUGUCGCACCGGAUGAUGGUUCGCGUGACGAUUCGGGAUCACAUCCCACAGAGGCACCGAGCUGUUCCACGGCUGCCUCUGAACUGUCUCCCACCAAAGGAGAGCCAGCUGUUUCUCCUACCCAGGACAUUGCAACCCCGGAUGUAGAGACGUCUUCAGUCGGCACCAGCCUGUCCGUACCUUCAACACCACCAGUUGAUUUGGACGCGGGAAGAAUGGUGAAACGCCGGUCGCGACGGAGGCCAACUCUGAGUCCACUUCGAGUACCAACUCAGCAGUCCAGGUCCACUAGCACAGAAUAUAAACCAGUCCCUAGGGGCACAUUUUUGGAUACGCCUGAGGUGGGGACAUUUCUCAAAAAUUUGGAGGUUUCUCAGUGUCCUUUGUACGGAGCAGGGACGGAUUCAUCGCUAGUCGAUCCAUCAUACAGCUAUCUGAGCCACUUAUGGUCCGUCUCCCCGCUAGUCACCCGCUCUAUGUUGGCCAUCACGGAUCCGUUGGACCAAGCCUCCAAUUAUCUUCGACUGAAUCUGGCUAGUGCAAACGGCGGACAUUUGGCCAAUAUACCCAUGCCAAAAACUCCCACUGGUGGUCUGGACACCCCAGUUGUAGAACUCCCGUUUCUUGUUCAUCCGACAUUAAUUCGUGAUUUACUCCAUACCUACCACCUUUCUAUUUUCCACGAUUUAUCGAAAUUCGUCCAUCCGGAGAUCUCGUUCGUUUUAUUUCUUUACUGGGCGUCUACUUUAUGA
Opisthorchis viverrini is the source of this 1653-nucleotide messenger RNA. RefSeq lists its product as hypothetical. The coding region runs from base 1 to 1653 and encodes 550 amino acids. NCBI's taxonomy places the organism in Eukaryota, Metazoa, Platyhelminthes, Trematoda, Opisthorchiida, Opisthorchiidae. The transcript has 9 exons. Gene Ontology annotation, biological process: regulation of transcription by RNA polymerase II. Gene Ontology annotation, molecular function: DNA-binding transcription factor activity, RNA polymerase II-specific; protein dimerization activity; RNA polymerase II cis-regulatory region sequence-specific DNA binding. The record is from RefSeq and is a predicted model, not a curated record.